AACAAGAAACAGGAACUUAAAUUCUCAGUCAUCUGACUUCCUGCGGUUUACGACCACAAAGUGCGAUUGCACCGGAAGAGAAGAGGUUCUCUUCCGUUGCAGAGUUUCGCCAUGGCCCGGGGCCCCAAAAAGCACUUGAGGCGUCUUGUAGCGCCGAAGCAUUGGAUGCUCGACAAACUAACGGGUGUAUUUGCACCUCGUCCAUCGACAGGUCCUCACAGGCUGAGGGAAUGUCUUCCCCUGAUCGUCUUCCUCAGGAACAGACUCAAAUAUGCGUUGACUGGAGAUGAGGUAAAAAAGAUAUGUAUGCAACGCUUCAUCAGAAUUGAUGGCAAGGUUCGAGUGGACAUCACAUACCCUGUUGGAUUGAUGGAUGUCAUCAGCAUCGAGAAGACAGGUGAGCAUUUCCGCCUGGUGUAUGACACCAAGGGCCGUUUUGCCGUUCAUCGCAUCAGAGUGGAAGAGGCAGAGUACAAGUUGUGCAAAGUGAGGAAGAUUACUAUGGGGACAAAGGGAAUCCCACACCUGGUGACUCAUGAUGCUCGAACAAUCCGCUAUCCAGAUCCUGUCAUCAAGGCGAAUGAUACUGUGCAGAUUGAUUUAGGGACUGGCAAGAUAGUCAACUUUAUCAAAUUUGACACGGGCAAUAUGUGUAUGGUGAUUGGUGGAGCCAACCUCGGUCGUAUUGGUGUGAUCACCAGCAAGGAAAGACAUCCUGGUUCUUUUGAUGUGGUGCAUGUGAAGGAUGCCCAUGGUAUCAGCUUUGCCACAAGGAUUUCCAACAUUUUUGUCAUUGGCAGUGGCAAUAAACCUUGGAUUUCCCUGCCCAGGGGAAGGGGCAUCCGACUUACUGCUGCUGAAGAGAGAGGCAAGAGACUGGCUACCAGACAGAGCAGUGGCUAAAUUGCAGUAGCAGCAUAUCUUUUUUUUUAUUUUAUUUUGCACAAAUAAGCGGUAAAUUCUUGUUUCCUAAUGUAUUUUUUUCCUUGUUGUAGUUAAUUGUUGGGUUUGAAUUUUGCUCAUGACUUUGGCACAAAUAAACAGUGAGUUCUCUUUUCUUUUCCCCACAAA
Molecule: messenger RNA, 1071 nt
Organism: Callithrix jacchus (white-tufted-ear marmoset)
Lineage: Eukaryota; Metazoa; Chordata; Mammalia; Primates; Cebidae
Product: small ribosomal subunit protein eS4
Biological process (GO): translation
Cellular component (GO): ribosome; cytosolic small ribosomal subunit
Molecular function (GO): RNA binding; structural constituent of ribosome
Source: RefSeq, a predicted model, not a curated record